Messenger RNA from Aspergillus alliaceus, 438 nucleotides. RefSeq lists its product as uncharacterized. The record is from RefSeq and is a predicted model, not a curated record. Bases 1 to 438 code for a protein of 145 amino acids. Lineage: Eukaryota; Fungi; Ascomycota; Eurotiomycetes; Eurotiales; Aspergillaceae. The transcript is spliced from 2 exons.
AUGCCUGCCCCCGCCGAAAAGCAAACAGCAACGCUAAACAAAUUCAUCGAAGGCUGGAAGGGCUGGACCCCAGAUGGGUUCCUGGCCAGCUGGUCCGAAGAUUGCGCCCAAGUGACUCUCCCCUUCAGCUCUGGGGUAGCACCUCGCACUCGUGCAAUUACUGAGGAGCUGUUUCUGAAGCUCAUGUCCAUCUUGACGAACUGUGAGCUCACCGUGCACAAUGUGAUCCAUGACCCUGCUCAAAGCAAAGCGGUGAUGUAUGCAAUUACAACUGCGGAUUCUCCGUUUGGGCCAUACAAGAAUGAACAUGCCUGUUUCGUGUGGUUCGAUGAGAGUGGCGAGUACGUGAAUCGGAUUGAGGAGAUGUUGGACGGGGUGUUUAUGAAGCACUUUCUGCUCAAGUUGGAAGCUUAUAUCAUGGGGAAGGAGGAGGCUUGA